Grosmannia clavigera kw1407 is the source of this 3078-nucleotide messenger RNA. Its product is annotated as ankyrin repeat protein. NCBI's taxonomy places the organism in Eukaryota, Fungi, Ascomycota, Sordariomycetes, Ophiostomatales, Ophiostomataceae. The record is from RefSeq and is a predicted model, not a curated record. The coding region runs from base 1 to 3078 and encodes 1025 amino acids. The transcript is spliced from 8 exons.
AUGCUCACCCAGCCAACAUACGCCGGCCCAAGCGGUGCCAGUUCUGGCUCGAAAAUUGAUUCGGCCAGCCACCAUUCGAUGUACGGCAACCAAUUUGAGGUCGAAAAGCAAGGCUGUCUCUCGUCCCUACCUCAUGAAGAAAGAGAAAUCAGAGAUCACUUGUCACACUAUUUUGGAUGCAUAGAAAUUGGGGAAAGGAAAAACUUCUUUGAGAAUGAAGAACUCUGGAAACAAUUUGAAAAUCCAGAUGAAAAAAAGAAAACCGUGGCUGCCAGUAUCCUCACACAGCUCAAACGCAUACGAGUCUUACGUCAAGCAGUUGGUGCCAAGACUGGAGAUCAACUGGAAGAUGACGACCGUGUCAAUCACAAGUCAGCCCCGAGCCUUGUGGACAACAUCACAAAGAGUCAUGAAGCGUGGUUCAACUCUAAAGAAUGCAAGUAUGGGAUCGAAAAAGUUCGCGCUUGGAGACAAUCGAAACCGAAACGGGAAACUGGUGAUAGUCAGACCGCCAACGCGGGCCCCAAGGGAAGCGCAAACAAUCACGAACAGGACAAAAAGGAGUGGCAGGAUAUUGAGAAAAAUAUCGGCCUACUGGAAAGGUCGAGCAUCGAAAAAUACGAUUUGGAGAAAGACGUCAAUUCUUAUAUCAUAAGGUUCAAGAAGAAGGAUGGUUACCAUGGUCAUUCUGGCCUUGAACUGUGCGACUUUGGGCAGUCUGAGAAGAGCGAACAUAUCAAGGGUCACUGUCCUGACCAGAGGAUUGCACUGAAAUACCUGCUCCAGGACAAUGAAAUCAUCGGCAGGAAUAUAAUGAAAAAAGACAGCAACGAGAACGGUAGCAACACGAAAAAUCAAGAAAGCCAAACGGACAAUGCUAACACCGAGGGCGGAAGCAAAACCCCCAACUCUCAAGUUUCUGAGAGCACCACGGCUGACGACAAGGAGGAAAACUGCAAAAGGGCCAAUGACAAGAAGGCCAAGGGCAGUAGCAACAGGGACAAGCAGACUGACAGCCUUAUUGCACGGUACUACGGCGAGGAAGGCGACAUAUUUGGCGAGAAAGGGGAAUCAUCAAAGGAUUCCGAGGCAAAAAUGCUGCUUCGGCCCCAAUACUGGCGUGGCCAGCACCACGGGACCGGGAGCAGCGCGGUUCAGGCUCGCCACAUGAGACCCAUUUGCGAAACGGUGUCAUCUGAUCCAAAGAGGGCAGAGGAGGUCGCCAAGAACAUGGUGUUAUUUAUGCCAUAUCUGCAUUGGGAGGCCGACAGGAAGCGCGAAGCUGUGGCGCAAAUGAUAGACGAAAAAGUCGGUAAAUUUCACAAACACAGAGACAAGGAGAAAGAGGACGAGUUGAAGGCACGAUUAGAUGAGCGCAGAGGCCUCGACCGAGAACUUCUUGAACCACGUUUGAACUUCCACCACUUACUCAAUGCGGACGAGAAGUACGCCGUGCCUGAGGUGUAUAAGCAAAAUGUCCAACGGACUAACUACAACCCUGUGGAUCAAAUUGAGAACGCAACAAUGGGGCUUCUGGGAAAGCAGAAGCACAACCGGAUCCAUGUGGACACAAACGGUCGUAUAAAGAAUAAGCUGGGACAGUUUUUGCUGGACGCCGCACGUCUGUCCGAAGCCAUAAGCAAUCACCGGGACAGGGAGAUGAUUAACAAUUUCCUUUUCCACAAGGCCCCACUGCAUCCACGGAGAACUCUGGACCAGGCUCACUUCUGGACACUGAAAUCGACACGAACUAGGGAUCGCGACCAGGUCGUCUACCGUGGCACCAGCAUAGAUCUUGAAAAAGCCCACCGGCUGAAGGAGGUCCCCAGAAAAAGGAGCAACUGCUGGACGGCUUUCAAGAAAAUGGCUGUACCCGGAAGAAAAGACGACGGGUCAGAAAUGAAAUGGACAUACACACACGACUCCCGGUGUCCAAGUCAGAAAUCCGACAGAGAUUCUAGCAUGACUCGCAAGCUGUCAUAUUCCCUGUCGGCAAAUAAGUGCUAUGAAGGCGACAAUAGAGAAGACGUCACUGCGGAAGCCCAAGCGCCUGCACCGAAAUGCUUUAGCAGCAAUACCAAGGCUGCUGCCAACGGCUCAAACCAAAAGAAAGCCGCAGAAGAAUUUCGGCGAUGUGAGCAAUGUCGUGACAACAUUCGCAAAGUGUCACGCGUCGUCAUGGUUGACCAGCUGUGGAUGUGGAUUUUGGAUGAGAACACCAUCAUCACCUGUUUCCCACGACGAUAUGGCGUGAACAAGAGGGACGAAACCGGCGUGCACAAGUCCAUCCGGGAACGUUUACAAAUGGCUCGCGAGUAUCAGUUCCGCUCUGUCUACGACAUUGCCCUCUUGAUUCUUGACGAGUGUUCCAAUACGUUCUUCGAUCGAACCAAAACUAGUGAAAUCCUUCCACAUGUAAUGGACAUAUUCUCAGAGGCCAUAGGCAAUGCGCACUUGUGGCAUUGGACAGAGGAGGCCUCUAGAAUGUACCGGACGAAGGCGUACAGUAAUGAAUUGAAUGGCGUAUACAAGGGCUUGCUUGACAUCAAUCCCGAGGGGAAAAUCCAGCGCGAGAUCAAGGACAUCAUAGAGGAGCUUGAUAUCAUGCUACACUUUCACCGCAAGCAGUGCGAGAUUGUCAAGCGGUUUCACAAACACGUGCGGUAUAUUUUGGACCCGAAGGGCUUCAAACAGUUUGAUGGUUUGUAUCUGGCCGAUGAGGAUCCAGAACCCCAGGCCGAUGAGGAUUUACAACCCCAGCAGAGUUUCAGCCGCAUCAACAGGUGUUUAAAGCCAAAUGAAGAAGAAAAGGACGGACUGCGCAAACUGCAAUGGUUCCAGACACAAUCAAUCGAGCUUUUAUCUGACAUGGGAGAUUGGGUCCAGGAGCUGGAGGGCCUGAAGAAUUACGCCCAAAGCACGGCACAGAGCGUCAACGACUUGCUAGCUCUCAAGCAGCAGCAGGCCAGCGUUGUCCAAGCCUGGCAGGCGGUGCAGCAGUCGGAGGAGACUGUUAAACAGGGCAGGGCCAUCAUGGUGUUUACUAUAAUCACCAUCAUUUUUUCUCCAUCUCCGUAG